GUCCGCUGUCCAUCAUCCGCAUAGACUCGUCCAAUCGAGCGUUGUACAUAUCACAGACUGUGCGAGGACAGCACGAGCGCAGGACAGGAUGGUCCUUGGAAUGUUGGCAAGAUUAAGCUCCAAUGUCUGUUGCUUCUUAUACCCUGCAUAUGCCUCUUAUAAGGCCUUGUCUAUGACCCCUGAGUCAAGCCCGGAAGCCAUGGCACAGGUCGAGAAGUGGUUGAUGUAUUGGUCUGUCGUCGGAACUUGGACUGCAGUGGAGGCCGCGGUCGGAUGGACGUUUACGUGGCUACCGUUCUACUCUGUCAUCAAAGCCGUCGUCUUCAUAUAUCUCUCAUCACCGCAGUCAGGAGGAUCGUCUUGGAUCUAUCGAACACAAUUGGCUCCCUUUUUUCGUGAUCAUGAGACAGAUAUCGACGGCUUCUUAACAUCUCUGAAAGGCCGGGCGGGUACCGCUGUCUCCGAGGCAAUACAAUGGGCUUGGAACAAAGCCAAGACGCAACUGAACGUCUCGCCGAAUUCUGAGAAUACGGGCAGUCAUCAGCCUGCGGUCCCAACGCAUCAACCACCGAGCAUGCAGGAUCCGGCAUCUGGACCCGCUCUGCAACUCUACGGGUUAUUGAGCAGAUAUGCUGGCCAAUACCUCCCCGUGGCGCUAUCUGCUCUUCAAGCCGCUGCGGCAUCCAAUCGGUCUCGUCAAGAUCGAGAUUCGACACCCGUGGCCAUGCAAGUCCCAGAAUCCAUGGCCAUGCCCACCCCUCGAGUGAAUCAAGCGGACCACACUGGGUCGCUACGUUCUAGGACAUACCAACAAGCAAGCGCUCCGCAAUCUCAGUCCGGUUCACAUGACCCGCGUGAUGAUCACAACUCUUCAUGGAGCCGCAGUCCUCUACCUACUCCGCCGUCUUUUGGAAACAGCCAAUUUCCCGGUGGAUCACCCCAUCGACCUGGAAUGAGCCUCCCGGGAAGUAGGGACGGUAGCGAUGGGCUGUCUGCGCACUCGUCCCAGGAGAGCCUCGGACGAGCAAGUGCAUCAACUAGUGCUAGCCGGUUUGGCGGAGAGAGCUAUGAGCACGUCAACCGAGACGAAGUACGAAAUAUCUCCCAGUCCGAAUUCGGGCAGGGCACGCCUACUGGAAGACCUGCGAUGACUGACAAGCGACGGGGUAGCUGGUUCGGAUGGGGCGGCGCAAGUCCAAAUCAAGGACGCGCCAAAGCAGAGUGACAAUGCAUUCUGCAAUCAUCCAUUGUACAGUAAGAUCUUGUAUACCUGGUGAAUGAAACCUUCAUUGUAUUGACAUCCUUUGAUAGACACUGCCUGGGCUAAUCAAACAUUAUAACAGUUCAGUGCAAUUCAGAUGCAACCCCUUGUCUUAUCCUCGUGAGCUAUAAAAUGGCGCUCUCCUUCACGCAUGGACCAUCCCAGCAUCAAGGAGAGAAUGGAAAUUGAUCGUCUCAAAGAAGCGUAUGUCGAAAUGAUGCGUGUCAAGCAUUCGCCCCAUUUGAUUGGCUUCCCUCGUUACGCUCUUUUCAUG
Messenger RNA from Kockovaella imperatae, 1535 nucleotides. RefSeq names its product TB2/DP1, HVA22 family-domain-containing protein. Lineage: Eukaryota; Fungi; Basidiomycota; Tremellomycetes; Tremellales; Cuniculitremaceae. The transcript is spliced from 7 exons. The coding region runs from base 89 to 1225 and encodes 378 amino acids. The record is from RefSeq and is a predicted model, not a curated record.